ACCUAUCUAUAUACAAUGCGCAUGCCAAUUUUGCAAAUAUGAAAACGUAAUAUAGAAGGUAUGUUUAAAUGGCGGGAAAAGCAACUAGCAGCUAGUAGCAUACAUACUUGGGCUUGAUGCUUUUUCGACCAAACUUUUUAUUUGAAAAUGGAUUUAUACUCUGAUGUUAAUUAUGUGCACGAAAGGUCGCCAUGUCCUAAAUGUCGAGUCAACAUCGAUACAGCAACACAAAGAAAACCAUCACUAACUAGUUCGCAAAGAAUUAUUGUCUUGGCAACCAUAGUUCUAUUUAUUUUAUCUUGUGCAAUUUUGGCAUGCAAUGUAUGGAUACUAUCAGAAAACAUAAACAUCAGAAAAGAACUGUCCACCGAGUUACAUAAAGCUGCAUUACAAAGGCGAGUAGAAGACACUCACCGAGGUGAAGACAACGAUGGAGGUUACAAUCACGUGGUUUUGAAACGGAAUGCCCAAAAGAAAACCAAAACGAAGAGAGCUCGCAGAUGUAAGUGCAGAGGGAGGCGUGGAAAAAGAGGACCUCCCGGACCCAAAGGUGAUACAGGGGAGAAGGGUGAAUCUGGUACAGCAGGGGAACAAGGACCAAGUGGUGCUCGAGGUAUAAAAGGAGAUCCUGGUCCUGUGGGAAUACAAGGAAAUACAGGACCAAGAGGGGAGAAAGGUGAACCUGGAAAAUUGAUGAAAAUAAAAGCAUCUCAUUAUACCUCCGACUUCGAUCGUGACAUAGACCAUAAGGACAAGAUCUGGGAAAAGAAUGAGAAUGGUUAUAGAAUAUAUGUGGAAUGCAACACACUAUGGCAUGGUACAGUCUGUAGAAAUAGAACAUAUACGAGUUUAAAAAACAGUCAGACUAUGACAUUUCUAGAGAGAUCAAAUUGGAAUAAUGUCGAAAAUCCAUUUGAUGAUACAGAAAAAGGAAAAUAUAAAGCGAAAGAAACAGGGAUAUAUCUUGUUUACUUCCAUGUUGUAUUCAAUAAUGUUUUGUCCAGGGAAGAAAUAGCUAUCAUACAUCAUCGGCAUAACCCAAACACGGACACUGUACUGAGGUGUGUUGAAGGCAACGGCAGUUAUGUGCAUGGACCAAAAAGUCAUAAAAACAAAAAGAUGAAGACUUGCAGCAUAACAAGUGUACUAUUCGUUCAACAGAACGAUGUUUUAGAAAUACAAAACAAAAUUGCUGGUACAACCAUUGACCUCACGAAGGAUGCUACAUAUUUCGGAGCAGUUCUGUUAUCAAAUGUUUCUCAAUGAUCUCGGUUUUUUCAUGCUUCAAAUAGAGAUUUUUUUUAUUAACUCAAAAGUGUUUUAAAUUUAUUCGUCAAAUACAAAUAUUAGACUUUAACAAAUAGUAUAAUAGAAAUUAGUUAAACGUCUAAUUGUUUUUUUUUUAGUUAACAAACACAUUCCUGUGCACACUAUAGUAAUUAAUGACUUGAUAUUUUUAGAAGACACUGUUUGCGAGUAUUCAUCAUAUAUUUAUGAUUGCUUAUUCACUUAGUAUUUGUUGUAAGCUACAUGUGGAAUAUCAAUUAUUAUGUCAUGUCUUUCUCUGCUAAUCAAAGAUUAAUUUGUUAUUCUUUAGAAGCUGUUACUUUUACACUGAAAUCCUUUAUAUCUUAACUUGGUUCUUUAGAAAAUACCUGACCAAAUCAAAGUUAUACCGAUGUUAUGUUAAUAUCUCUCAAGACAAGCAUAGGAGUGACAUACAUAAACUAUUUUCACUGAAUUUCUGUAAUACCGUUGUUUGUAAGAGCAUUUCUACAAAACAUAAAUGAAAAGUAAACAGAUGGAAAUAAUUUUUUAUAGCUAAUUUUUCUUAUAAAGAUCAAUAAAAUGUUGUAUACUUAAUAACUUAUAUACGGUGCAAUUAAUGGAUUAUAUAAGUAAUUAAUACUGGGGGGGGGGGGGGGGGGUAUUUUUCUCUUUUGUCUCUCUUUGCAAAUGAGAGUCUGUAAUACUGAAAGAGGUGUUUAUCAAUGCAAUAUAUUUAUAAUGAAGAAAAGAAAUGCUUCACAAAUUUAAUUGGUUUUUCUCUCAAUAUUAUAAUCAUAGUUCUAUCUUCUAUUUUGUGUGUGUUUCCUUGCCAAAAAAAAGAUUUUAUUGAUUUUCAAUUUUCUACUUUCACUCGGUAUUUUGCGAAAUAGUGGCAACACAUCCCAUUAGUACUCUGAUGUUACUGCAUUUAACAUAUAACAGGAUACAUAUGUCCAUCUUUGACCACAAAUAAUCUUAAAAAUUUACGUUUGGAAAAAUUGCUCCUACAUGGCGAGCGUACAGACAUCCAGUCUCGUUUUUAUUUAGUCUUACUGUGAUCGUAAAAGUUUAUCAUAUUUAUAUACUACUAUAUUUAAAGUUGUUGUACGUCUCAAAUAAAUACUUGUCUAUUUUGAGAUUUUCUAUACAAAUCUGUUCAGAUAACAUAUCUCUUGACCUAGUUUUUAAACCGUCCUUUGUCAACUUCAUGUAAAGAUUUUAUCAUGUGUAAAUAAAAUUCUGUUUUAUA
Messenger RNA from Mytilus californianus (California mussel), 2518 nucleotides. RefSeq lists its product as uncharacterized. Gene Ontology annotation, cellular component: membrane. The transcript is spliced from 8 exons. NCBI's taxonomy places the organism in Eukaryota, Metazoa, Mollusca, Bivalvia, Mytilida, Mytilidae. Gene Ontology annotation, biological process: immune response. The record is from RefSeq and is a predicted model, not a curated record. Gene Ontology annotation, molecular function: tumor necrosis factor receptor binding. Bases 148 to 1266 code for a protein of 372 amino acids.